AUCUAUGCCGCUGACACUAACGCCCUACUCGGAGAUCAAUGAGCAUCAAUGAAACUAAUUGUAAAACUUUAAAUUGUGUAUAUGAUUUAUUAUUGUCGGCGUUCUUUUUGUGGCUUCGUGUUUAAUUUUAUUUGAUUGACAUUUUUUCGAUUGAAUCUACACAAUGAGUACACAAGCUUCCUCCGCAAAAAUAAAAGAAUUACGCUUACCCAUCUCCAGAGUAAAAACGAUCAUGAAGAGUUCUCCUUAUGUUGAUACUGUCGGACAGGAUGGAUUGUAUUUGGUUACAAAAGCUACGGAACACUUCAUACAUUAUCUAACAGAGGAGGCACACAUGCAGAGCAACAAAGGACCCUCUUUGGAUUAUAAACACUUGGCAGAAGUAGUGCAGACAAACGAUACGCUGGAAUUUCUCAGAGAGAUAAUGCCCAGAAAGAUCACGGUCAGACAAUUCAAGGAAAUGAUGGCAGCUAAAAAUGCAUCCCAUAGUAGUUCUUCCGAGACUAGCUCAGAUUCAGACAGCGACAGUGACUCGGAUUCAGAUUCUUGUUCAGACAGUGAUGAAACAAAAGCAGAGAACGGAAACACAUCAGGCAGUGAGCGAGAAAGUGACACUAAAGAGAACGGUGCAUGUCAUUCUGAUAGCGAAAGUAGUGUAAAGAGUGAUAGCGAAGACAAUAAUAAGAGAUGAGUAUCAUUAAUAAAUUGUAAAAUUUUCUGUUCUAAUUAAUAUAAAAAUCUAUUAAUAUCAAGAUGUAUCUAUAUCGGUAGAAAUGUAAAGUAAAUAUAAUAACAAUGGCCCAAAAAAAAGGCUAUAAAAAAUUGUAAAAAAAGAUAUUUUUAUAUGUGUCUGCAACUAAUGAUAAAUGCAAAUUACGUCUUGUAAUAAGCACAUUCAUAUAUAUUGCCUUCAUUUAUAUUUUUGUACAUAUUUCAUAUAAUAUUCAUU
This is a messenger RNA of Nylanderia fulva, 949 nucleotides long. RefSeq names its product chromatin accessibility complex protein 1 (gene Chrac-16). Gene Ontology annotation, molecular function: protein heterodimerization activity. Lineage: Eukaryota; Metazoa; Arthropoda; Insecta; Hymenoptera; Formicidae. The record is from RefSeq and is a predicted model, not a curated record. Gene Ontology annotation, biological process: DNA-templated DNA replication; chromatin remodeling. Gene Ontology annotation, cellular component: CHRAC; nucleus.